ACAACCUCUGCACUAUAUAGUUCGCGUGCCUCAUGAUCAAGUCAGAAGUUGUAAACUGUCACGAGAGGUGUAGUAAACAAAUCACCGUGAAUUAGCGAAGGAAACGUUUCUAAAAUGCCUGUAAAAGCUGUCUGCGUGCUUAGGGGCGAAACUAUUAAAGGAACUAUCAAUUUUCUUCAGGAGAGUCCUGAAAGUGAAUGUAUGAUCACAGGAUCUGUUGAUGGCUUAUCGGAAGGACUACAUGGCUUUCAUAUUCAUCAAUUUGGUGAUUACACCAAUGGAUGCACAAGUGCAGGGGGUCAUUUCAAUCCUUUCCAAAAGAACCACGGAGGUCCUGCUGAUAGUGAAAGACAUGUUGGUGAUCUUGGCAAUAUUGAUGCUGACGGAAAUGGUUUGGCAAAAAUAGAUAUUAAAGAUAGACUUGUUACAUUAUGUGGUGAACAUUCGGUCAUAGGACGCUCAAUUGUGGUCCACGCAGGUACAGAUGAUUUAGGUAAGGGUGGACAUGACGAUAGUUUGAAGACUGGCCAUGCAGGUGGUCGCCUUGGCUGUGGCGUUAUUGGAAUUUCAAAAUGACUUAUAGCUUAUGCACUUUGCUUACUAUGCUUUGCCACAACGAAGAACAUUGGCCCUUCUUCGUUUCUAGCAUUUCAAUUUAUAUUCAAUGUUCUGUUUAAAUUGCUAAAUUGCUAUGUGUGCUUUCAAUUAAUCUCCGCUUUUAAUAAAAAAAUUUUGCUGAA
Messenger RNA from Xenia sp. Carnegie-2017, 740 nucleotides. Its product is annotated as superoxide dismutase [Cu-Zn]-like. Gene Ontology annotation, biological process: removal of superoxide radicals. The transcript has 5 exons. Gene Ontology annotation, molecular function: copper ion binding; superoxide dismutase activity. The coding region runs from base 115 to 576 and encodes 153 amino acids. NCBI's taxonomy places the organism in Eukaryota, Metazoa, Cnidaria, Anthozoa, Malacalcyonacea, Xeniidae. The record is from RefSeq and is a predicted model, not a curated record.